This is a messenger RNA of Penicillium bovifimosum, 834 nucleotides long. RefSeq lists its product as uncharacterized. The record is from RefSeq and is a predicted model, not a curated record. The coding region runs from base 1 to 834 and encodes 277 amino acids. NCBI's taxonomy places the organism in Eukaryota, Fungi, Ascomycota, Eurotiomycetes, Eurotiales, Aspergillaceae. The transcript is spliced from 2 exons.
AUGCUCGACGGAUACCUGUACUCCGACUUGGCAUCCCAGACGCAUGUAAUCUUGGAGGCAAAGGCCAAAUCCCGCGAGGAGCACGCCCCCAAUGUGUUCUGGCAAGAAGCAGCGGAGUUGGUCGCCGCGCUCGGAACGCCGACCCCUAAAGGCCUGUCAUGGACCCGACCGACGGGGCCAAUCGAUCCACACAAUAUUGCUCACGAACAACUGCCUAUCGGCGACGAGGCUGGAGUGCAAGGCCGAUUUGGCCAACAAGUUGGCCAUGUGAUGACCGCGGUUUUCGGCUCCCAGGGCCUAGACAUCGCAUUUGGCGAUCUCAAGGCCGUCACCGACACAUAUCCACGCACCCCAGACGCGGUCAUCAUGAAUGGACGGCGCGCUGGGCAGCCUCAAGUGAAAGCUGUGGGUGAGCUGAAGUCUCCGUGGAUGACACAGCAUCAGUUGUUUCGAAACCCAACAGUGCAAAACGCGAGGCGCAAAAAGCGUUUUCGGCGGCAGAUCGGGCAGCUGGCGAGAUACAUGCAAGAGCUGGGCGUGGAAUACGGCUUCUACUCCACCUACAACCAGCACAUAUUCCUCAAGCAAGAGAUUGUUGACGGAAGCUGGGUCCUGCGGUACUCGCCAGUCGUUUCAGACAUAGCAUCUGAUAUUACCUACCAACCAUUCUUCAUAUCCAUUCUUCAUAUCACUAUCACCAUGUACCUCACCUAUCUUCCUUUCCCCGCCGAUCUCAUCCCCCGCUGCUGCGACGCUCCCCCUCCUAUGAAAUCCUGCCUUGUGUCUAGGCAGUGCUUCUUCUCUCUAGGAGUUCAAUCCUACAGUCACGGUUGA